Messenger RNA from Rhagoletis pomonella (apple maggot), 962 nucleotides. RefSeq lists its product as uncharacterized. The record is from RefSeq and is a predicted model, not a curated record. Gene Ontology annotation, molecular function: DNA binding. Gene Ontology annotation, cellular component: transcription regulator complex; nucleus. NCBI's taxonomy places the organism in Eukaryota, Metazoa, Arthropoda, Insecta, Diptera, Tephritidae. Gene Ontology annotation, biological process: regulation of transcription by RNA polymerase II.
UCUGGUCCCAGUACAACAUUGGAAAGUACAGUGGGAAAAGAUAAAUUGUGUCUUCUAGUUAAGAGCUAUAGGUGCCUUUAUGAUCCGAACGAUCCUUCUUUCAACAGUAAUAGAGAGAAGAUGAACGCUUGGGAGAGUAUCGCUAAUGAUCUGGGAAAGUCAGCAAUCCAAAUAUCCAACCUUACUAUUUGGCUGAGCAUCUAACAUUUCUAGAACCAUUCGUAAGAAGAGAAGCUACAAAAGGAGAAGUACUAGUCAAGAAAAAUAUCCAAUCAUGGCGCAAGCGCAAGCACUUAACCAAUACCACUGCGAUUACAAAUACGAAUGUAAAGACUAAGGGCUCAAUCAAGGACUACUUCAUUAUACCGCCAAUGCGCUCAUGUUUAGGGAAUACUGAAAUAGUAAACAACAAUAAAGAGUUAGACAACACUCCAUCGACGUUAGCAGCAGCAACAGUAACUCGUUCAGAAGCAAAAGAGCCACGAGCAGCAACAACAUUAGAAGCAGCAGCCAAAGCAACAACAGAGGCAACUAAGCUCCAAUUUAUAGUCAACCAUGAAAAUGUUAACAACCAUGAGCAGGACAAUUUUACGCCGAUUUCAGACGAAGAAUGGGCAGCAGCAGUUAGAGCAAUGGAAACAAUGCAAACAAUAACAGAUUCACGAUCAGCAACAACAGCAAAAGACGCACCAGCAACAAAAGACAAAUACCAGGAUAAUGAAAAUAAAAUUCAGUCUGAUGAUAAACGAUUUUUGGAAAACAUAUCGGAAGCAAUGCAAAAAAUGAAUGAUCGUUCGAAAAGUAAUUUCAAAGUUCAGGUUUAUGGUAUCUUGGAUAAAUAUCAAAAUAUAUGCACUUAGCAACGUAAAUGUCCGGUAAACAUUUGCUAAAGGGGGAUGCGCAAGUUUUUUAUUCACUAGUAUAUCGAUAAUCUUAUCUUAUAAAAUAAAUGAUUAAAUAAA